Anopheles maculipalpis is the source of this 1551-nucleotide messenger RNA. Its product is annotated as alpha-amylase A-like. The record is from RefSeq and is a predicted model, not a curated record. The transcript has a single exon. NCBI's taxonomy places the organism in Eukaryota, Metazoa, Arthropoda, Insecta, Diptera, Culicidae. Bases 16 to 1551 code for a protein of 511 amino acids. Gene Ontology annotation, molecular function: cation binding; alpha-amylase activity. Gene Ontology annotation, biological process: carbohydrate metabolic process.
UGUCGCACAACAAAAAUGAACGUUCGUUUGGCGGUGUUCCUGGUGUUGGCGGUCGUGUUUACAAGCCGUCCGGUAGCUGGUCAGCACGAUCCACACUUUGUCCGUGGUCACAGCACCAUUGUGCAUCUGUUCGAAUGGAAGUGGAGCGAUAUUGCGGACGAAUGUGAGCGUUUCCUGGGACCGAAAGGUUACGGUGGUGUGCAGCUAUCGCCAGUCAACGAGAAUAUUGUGAUUCGGCAAGCCGAUGGAAACCGACCCUGGUGGGAACGGUAUCAGCCGAUUUCCUUCAAGCUAGAGACCCGCUCAGGAUCGGAGGCUGCAUUUGCCGACAUGUCCCGACGUUGUAAUGCGGCCGGUGUGCGUCUGUAUGUGGAUAUUAUCAUUAACCAUAUGGGAGCAACGCAGCCCGUCGAGCCCGCACCCGGAACCGGUGGAUCGACGGCCAUUCCGUCCGAUCGCCAAUUCCCGGCAGUACCGUUCGGCUGGCCUGACUUCAACACACCGUGUGCGAUCAACGAUUGGGGCAAUGCGAUCGAGAUCCGUAACUGCGAGCUUGUAGGGUUGCACGAUCUCAAUCAAGGUGUGCCGUGGGUUCGCGAUCGCAUCGUCGACUUCCUGAACCAUUUGAUCGAGCUCGGUGUUGCCGGGUUCCGUGUGGAUGCGGCCAAACACAUGUGGCCUGCCGAUCUGGAGGUAAUCUUCGGACGGCUCAAUAAUCUUAACACUGCGUACGGAUUUGCUCCCGGCUCACGAGCGUUCCUGGCGCAGGAGGUUAUCGAUAUGGGUAGCCAUGAAGCGGUCCGUAAGUACGAGUACAUACAUCUCGGCACGGUUACGGAGUUCAUGUUUUCGCACUAUCUGGGCCGGGCAUUCGGUGGAGGUGAUGCUCUCCGUUGGCUGUCCAACUUUGGCGAAUCGUGGGGUCUACUUUCUACACGCGAUGCGUUCGUCUUUGUGGAUAAUCACGAUAAUCAGCGUGGCCAUGAUGGAAUCCUCACGUACAAGCAACCCAAACCGUACAAAAUGGCUACCGCUUUUGCUGCGGCCUAUCCGUACGGUCAGCUGCGCAUUAUGAGUUCGUUCGAUUUUACCAGCUUCGAUCAGGGUCCGCCGGCUGAUGCACAGGGUAAUCUUCUUUCGCCCAUCAUCAACCCGGACAAGACGUGCGGUGGUGGUUGGGUGUGUGAGCACCGGUGGCGCCAGAUGUACAGCAUGAUCCAUUUCCGCAAUCUUGCGUGGGGUACACCGAUGUUGCACUGGUGGGACAAUGGUAACAAUCAGAUCGCUUUUGCACGUGGAAAUGUUGGAUUCGUGGCGUUUAACCUCGAGCCUGUGGACAUGAACGUGAUCCUGCAGACAGGUUUGCCGGCCGGUAUCUACUGUGACGUCAUUUCCGGUUCGCGCGAGGGUGAAACCUGUACCGGGCUGCAGGUGAUUGUGGAACCGAACGGAUUUGCAUCGAUUUCAAUCCGUGCCAAUGCGGAGGACGGUGUCAUUGCGAUCCACAGUGAGGUAAGUGUUGGUGUAACGAUCUCCAUUCGACGUUCUUAA